Molecule: messenger RNA, 1885 nt
Organism: Saccostrea echinata
Lineage: Eukaryota; Metazoa; Mollusca; Bivalvia; Ostreida; Ostreidae
Product: insulin-induced gene 2 protein-like
Exons: 6
Coding region: 144-755 (203 amino acids)
Biological process (GO): SREBP signaling pathway; cholesterol biosynthetic process; SREBP-SCAP complex retention in endoplasmic reticulum
Cellular component (GO): SREBP-SCAP-Insig complex; endoplasmic reticulum
Source: RefSeq, a predicted model, not a curated record
CGAGAUUUCUUCAUGGUACGACCAUCAGGCGUCACAAUUCAUAACACUCACCGGUCACCAGACUUUAGUGUAUAAAGGAAAACUAAUUGAUAUCAACAGACAGAAAAGUUUGUAAACAUCAGUUACACUCAGGUUUUUCAAAGAUGGGUCUACUUCUUAGAGGGACAGUACUCUUUCUGAUUGGCAAUUUCUUUGCGGUCUUCAUGAACCUCCUUCAGAUUAAUCGACAGGGUGAUGUGUCUGUGAAAUUACCCCCAGAGCUGCUGGAGAACCUCUUCCUAAAAGAAUGGUGGGUUCCACCUAUGUGCGGAGCUGCUGCAGCAAUGAUAGGCCUUCUGUACCCUUGUCUGGACCGACACCUACAGAUCAGCAACUCAGAGUCAAGGAAGGGGGAGUGGUCCAAAGUAAUGAGGUGUAUAGCUGUGUUUGUGGGCAUCAACCAUGCCAGUGCUAAACUGGACUUUGUGAAUAACAUGCAGCUGUCUAUGACAUUAGCAGCUAUGUCUAUUGGUCUAUGGUGGCUGUUUGACCGGUCUCCAUGUGGAUUUGGCCUGGGGGUAGGGAUUGCCGUCCUUGCAACACUAGUCACACAACUUUUAGUCUACAAUGGUGUAUACAAUUAUUCCAAAGCUGAGUUCCUAUUUGUUAGAUCAUGGCUUCCUUGCAUCUUUUUUUCUGGUGGAGUGACCAUGGGAAAUAUAGGGAGGCAGCUGGCUCUGUAUGAUGAAAUCCCAGCAAAGACCAAAACUGACUGAAGGACUAGACUGAUAUUUUUACUGUUAUGAUUAUGGUUUACUCAAAGAAAUGGGCUUACCUCAUCAAGAAUUAUUUUGGGUUUGUGAUGAACUGUGAUAUGACCUAUUAAGAGUAUUAAACAAAAAAAAGGGGGAGUUUACUCCUUACACAAAAUGCUUCACAUAGGUCUCUUGCAAGCCAGGAAGACAUAAAAAGAGAUGAAGCCCCUGCUGCUUCCAAGAAUUGGGUUAUUCCCUUGUGACCUGAGAGUUGAUCUGUGGCCAGUGCUGAACUUAAACUGUGUGGUGUUCACAGUCAACAACUGAAAUAUUGUGUGCUGAAAAUAUACCAGAUGUAGGAUUGUCAACACUGUAUUUACAAGUAGAAUCAUCUUCUUGCAAGGGUACAUAGAGUUAUUGUAGUGAUUGUUGUUCAAAUGCAGAUCAUAAUUGGCAGGAUGUAGUCCUUUGAAAAUACUGAUACAAUAGCAAUAUUAAGUCUGACUUUAUUGAUUGAUACUCGUGAUCUUUAUUCAUCUAUGGUACAUUUAUGUGUUGAAUGUGUUUGUAUAUGCCAUAGCUUUCUGAAACUAAGAAAGUACUAGAUAUGUUUAAGAAUAUUUUCUAAAACAAGGACUCAUGUCACAUCAAGGGUUCAUAUGUUUUGAGAUGUGUGAGGUGACAAACAUUUCCUAUGUACAUCUAGUUUGUUCAAAUUGAUGAUUUGGUGAGUUUAAAAGAAGAAGAAUGACAUUUUAAAUGAGGAAAGAAGAAAAAAGAUUUUCUGUUUCUCAGUUAUGUGUGUGUGUCAUAUUUCAGAGACCAUUGUAUGUGUUAUUUGGUGAAUGAUUUGAGGAGAGAUGUGAUGUACAUGUAUGUGAAAUGAUCUUGUUUUGAAUGAUUUCAUCAACAUGAAGUUUGAAAGUUAUAUAAAUCAUCAUGUAUAAUUGAUUUUUUUUUGCUCAGUUAAAUGAAGUAUUACUAUACUUCUUUAUUGUAUACAAAUGUUGUGGAACGAUCUGAAGUCAUCAUUUAUUUUCCUGUUUUUUGUUGAUUCAAAAGUUAAGUGAUCACAUCAAAAUGUGUAGAGCUCUUUAAUGUUAUAGAUACGGGUUUUAUUUAAGCCUACAUUAAAAUGGCAAUAACUUUGA